GACAUUUUUUUUUUUUUUUUCCAGAAGCUUUUCUUUUGAAGUCUUAAACCUGACGCGUCCGGUCCUAGCUCCGCGCUGCUCCGUUUUUCCUUUGCGGAUGUAGUUCCAACGGUGACACGCAGGUGGUGAUGGGGCCGAGAUCCGCGCGGAGCGAUCUCCGCAGCCACAAAGAGACGACAUGCUUUUAGCCGGGAGAUCCCAUUACAGGGGGCACGCGCUUUAAAAUGGUUGAAACAAAAGCGUGAGAAGCUCCACACCAGCCUUUCAGGUUGCAGCGACACGUUUUUCCAAAAUCCGACCCGGCUCUUUUGCCGUAACUUUUAGCGGAUUCACUGGCCAGCCGCGGGGGAAAAUGGAGAAGAAAAGGUGGGAUUGCUCUGCUCUCCCCAAAGGCUGGAAAAUGGAAGAAGUGACCAGAAAGUCGGGUUUGUCAGCUGGGAAAAGCGAUGUCUAUUAUUUUAGCAGAGGAGAAGAGCAAGAUGAGGAACAGAGGCAAGACAGGGGGGAGGCGGGUCGGUUGUAUAGCUUGUGUCCAUCUGGGAAGAAGUUUAGGAGCAAGCCUCAGCUGGCCCGUUACCUCGGUAACCAGAUGGACCUCAGCUCCUUUGAUUUUCGCACGGGGAAGAUGCUGAUGAGCAAACUGAACAAGAACCGCCAGAGACUGCGAUACGACAACAACAACCAGAACAAGGGCAAACCUGACUUAAACACGUCGCUGCCGGUAAGACAGACGGCCUCCAUUUUUAAGCAGCCUGUUACAAAGGUCACCAACCAUCCCAACAACAAAGUGAAGACGGAUCCUCAGAAAGCCGUCGAUCAGCCCCGACAGCUUUUCUGGGAGAAAAAGCUCAGUGGUCUUAACGCGUAUGACAUCGCAGAGGAGCUGGUGAAGACGAUGGAGCUGCCUAAAGGCCUGCAGGGUGUCGGCCCAGGCUGCACGGACAAAACGCUCCUGUCGGCUAUAGCGAGCGCCCUGCACACGAGCGCUGCGCCGAUCACGGGGCAGCUGUCUGCGGCGGUGGAGAAGAAUCCGGGCGUGUGGCUCAACACUGCCCAGCCGCUCUGCAAGGCCUUUAUAGUCACAGACGAGGACAUCCGGAAACAGGAGGAGCUGGUGUACAGCGUCAGGAAGAGGCUGGAGGAGGCGCUGAUGGCCGACAUGCUGGCCCACGUCGAGGAGGCCUCCAGCGAGGGGGAGCCCCCGAAGGACGAGGGCAACGGCAGCGAAGACAUGGAGACCGUAUAGCACAGAUGUGCCUGUAAGUGACCCGAGACCAACCUGCCCAUUCGUACCAUGUAACAGUGGUGGAGGCAUCAUGGUGUGGAGAUGGUUGUCCUCUGCUGGGAAGCUGAUCAGAGUUGAUCUAAAUACAGGACAAUCUUGGAAAAUAACCUUUUUUUUUUCAUAAAAAAUUGACUUGAAUACAUGUCACAUUUUUACAGAACGAUAUUAAAAAAAAGUUAAACCGUGUAUUUUUAUCAAAUUUUAUACUAUUUUGUCGAUAUUUGACAAAUCCUAAUAAAACACCUUGAAAUCUUUGCAUCUGUUAACUUCAGGUUAACAGAUGCAAUAAGUGGAAGAAUCAGAUUCUGCUCAAUCAAAUGGCGUCCAGAGUAAACGCUCCCUAACUCGCUGGUGAUUGUUUCUCCUGGCAGGUUGUUGUGAAGACCGAUUGGACUCAUUCGCCCCCCCGUAAACACGAGCGUUAACCAUAGGAUUUCCAUUCCAGUGCGGCCCUUAAGAACUGUCCCUCGGUGUCCAGUCUAGGCGUCCACUCACUCCAGAAGACCCUCGGCAGCCAUUUUACCACCCGUGAUGGUCUCCAUUAAGUGGGACUCUGUGACUGUAUUUAUGAGCGCAGAUUUUUAAUUAGUAAAACAGACAACUAUGAAUGACUUAAAUAUAUUCAAUAUAAUUUCCUUACAAUGUGUCAAAGAUGAGUGUUUAGUGUUAAAUGUAUUUUUUACGAAAAUGUCUCGGAUGGAUUUGUGUUUUUUGUUUGCGACAAUCAUGUCCGAUCCAAAUGGUUCGGGUCAGCAGACAGCCGGCGUGUUUGCUCCUUUUGUUUCGGGCACCUUUUGAGGCGAAUGGUUUUUGUACUGUACUGCAUCCGUUUUUGGAAAUUUAAAGUGAAUCUCAUUUUGUCAUAUUUUGUAUUUAAAUGUCUUGUUGAAAUCAUGGUGUGUUUUUUUUUUUUUUCUUUAGCUUUCAGGACGUUUGGUGGUUUGGUUUUGCUUAUUUUUUGUUUUUCAUCACUAAACUGGGUGCUUAGAAAUGUUCAACAAUACUUUUGUAAAUUUUUAUUUUUUUUUUUUCUUUUUCUUGUAAAGCAUCUGUGUUAUUACACACUUGCCGCCUCUUUUAAAAAUUCAUGCACAAAACCGGCGACGACGGAUGGGAUAGUUUUUAAUCCGUCACUUUCCAAGGAGAAAGGGUUUUACAGUUUCUCUGCUGGCUCACAACAUCCAGCUGGAAUCAUGAAAUGCCCCGCUCAACCUGAGCAGGCUGAUUGCUGAAAUGUGUUAAAGAAAUAAAAUUUGUCACUGUAGUA
This is a messenger RNA of Xiphophorus hellerii (green swordtail), 2552 nucleotides long. It is a transcript of the gene mbd3b, whose product is annotated as methyl-CpG binding domain protein 3b. Lineage: Eukaryota; Metazoa; Chordata; Actinopteri; Cyprinodontiformes; Poeciliidae. The coding region runs from base 353 to 1246 and encodes 297 amino acids. The record is from RefSeq and is a predicted model, not a curated record. Gene Ontology annotation, cellular component: nucleus. Gene Ontology annotation, biological process: negative regulation of transcription by RNA polymerase II; DNA methylation-dependent constitutive heterochromatin formation. Gene Ontology annotation, molecular function: methyl-CpG binding. The transcript is spliced from 8 exons.